Messenger RNA from Ornithorhynchus anatinus (platypus), 6938 nucleotides. RefSeq names its product mastermind like transcriptional coactivator 3 (gene MAML3). The transcript has 5 exons. The record is from RefSeq and is a predicted model, not a curated record. The coding region runs from base 829 to 4224 and encodes 1131 amino acids. Gene Ontology annotation, biological process: Notch signaling pathway; positive regulation of transcription of Notch receptor target. Lineage: Eukaryota; Metazoa; Chordata; Mammalia; Monotremata; Ornithorhynchidae. Gene Ontology annotation, cellular component: nucleoplasm; nuclear speck. Gene Ontology annotation, molecular function: transcription coactivator activity.
UGUGAUGGUGGCAGGAGCAGCAGCAGCAGCAGCAGCAGCGGCGGCGGAGGAGCUGAGCCUUAAGAGCUCCGUCGGCUCGGCGUUUUGCAAAGGACUCCCACCGAUCUACUUUUGCAAUCGCCCCGGAUUGUUCAUGUGUUUACUUCCCCCAGCCCGAGGAUUGGCGAUCUAGGUUCCUGUGAAAUGCAACUGAGCAGCAAAAGUACUUUGAGAACACGGGGCGGCAUAAACACCAAAACUUUUCUGGUGGAAGGAAAAGGCAAUGAGAGAGCUUGCGGCCGUUUGAUGCUGUGAGUGUGGAGGGAGUGUGUGUAUAUUUUAUGUCUGCAUCGGAUGCAUAUGCAUGUGUGUGGGUGUCUGUGGGAUGUGUGUGUGCGUGUGUACGUUGCUCUAUACAUAGGGAGAAAAUGCUGGCCAACCACCGGAAACCUCCCGGAAUUUAUUAGAAAAUAAUGGAUUAUAACAAGAAAGGAGGGAAGGAACGGAUCUUCUGAGUUGUAACUCGAUUUACCGCCGCUCAGUUUGUUGUGAUUCUUUUUGUGGAUAGGUGUCUGAUAUUAUUCCGACAGUACUUCGCUUUUCCCUUUUUUUUGGAGGGGGGGGAGCUUUACAGUUGCAGAAAAAAGGGAACAAAUAACAACAAAAAAAUCUCCCCCCCCUUUUUUUUUUUUCCUCCGGGGUCGCUGUUUCCAUCCAUGUGCUUGUUUUCUCCCCCGCGUUCCACUUAAACUAUUUUAAUCCCGGACCCAAGGAGGAGGUCGAUAGGGGUGGGGGGUGGGGGGGGUGGAUAAAAAAAGUUCUUCCAAAAUAGUGUGCCCGGGGAGCGGGAUGGGGGAUUUUUCAGCCCCCUCUGCCGCCGCCAACGGCGGCAGCCUCUGCAUCAAUAGUAACCUGAACAGUAGCCUCGGAGGGGCCGGGAUCGGGGUGAAUAAUAGUCCCAGUAGUACUCCCGGGGCUCCCGGUAACAAUCAUCACGCUCCGGGCGGCGUCCCCAAGCACAGCACGGUGGUGGAGCGGCUCAGGCAGCGCAUCGAAGGCUGCAGGAGGCACCAUGUCAACUGCGAGAACAGGUACCAGCAAGCCCAGGCGGAGCAGCUGGAGCUGGAGCGUCGGGACACCGUGAGCCUCUAUCAGAGGACCCUGGAGCAGAGGGCCAAGAAAUCGGGCGGCGGCCCCAAGCAGCAGCACCAGCAACACCCCCCGACCAAGCAGCAGCAGCAGCAGCAGCAGCAGGAUGCCGAGUCUGCCACGGCGGAGCAGAGGAACCACACUCUCAUCAUGCUACAAGAAACGGUGAAGAGGAAGUUGGAAGGUGCCCGGUCACCCCUUAAUGGAGAACAGCAGAACGGUGCCUGCGAUGGGAGCUUUUCUCCUACUAGCAAACGGAUCCGAAAGGACAUUCCUGCUGGGCUGGACGCGAUCGGUAACUUGCCCAAUAACAUGCCACUGCCUUCUGCUUCUCCUCUUCACCAACUUGACAUGAAGCCCCCUUUACCCUCGCAGAACAGCGGCUCCCACACCCCGGGGCUCGUGGAAGAUAUGGGGAAGAAUGGCAGACUUCCGGAGAUCAAGCUUCCCGUGAAUGGUUGCGGCGAGCUUGAGGAUGGCUUCACCAUCUUGCAAAGCAAGGAGCUUAAGCAGGAACCUCUGGACGACCCCAACUGCAUAGACCCCUCGGAAACCUCCCUGUCAAAUCAGAACAAGUUGUUCUCGGACAUUAACCUGAAUGAUCAGGAAUGGCAAGAGUUGAUAGAUGAACUGGCCAACACUGUCCCCGAAGACGAUAUCCAGGACCUGUUCAACGAAGACUUCGAAGAGAAGAAGGAACCGGAGUUCUCCAGGCCGACCACCGAAGCCCCUCUCUCCCAAGAGAGCGCGAGCGUUAAGAGCGAUCCCUCUCACUCUCCCUUUGCUCACGUACCUAUGGGAUCCCCCCAAGUGAGGCCGUCUUCUUCCGGUCCCCCGUUUUCUAACGUGUCCACGGCUUCUAGCGUCCCCUCGGUUUCCAGCACGCCAGCAGCUCCGAUCCCCGCCGGAUCACCAGCAAACUGUGCUGUCCAGUCUCCUCAGACCCCUAAUCAAGCCCACACUCCCGGCCAAGCCCCAACUCGAUCGGGAAAUGGCUAUCUCAUCAAUCCGGCGGCCGCGGCUGUAACGGGGGCGAGUUCGGGGCCCGGUCCGGGGGCCGUUCCCAGCGCCGACCUGUCUCCAGCUGAACAGCUCAAACAGAUGGCUGCUCAGCAGCAACAGAGAGCUAAACUCAUGCAGCAGAAACAGCAGCAGCAGCAGCAGCAGCAACAGCAGCAGCAGCAGCAACAGCAGCAGCAACAUCCAAAUCAAACAUCAAGCUGGUCACCUGUGGGACCUCCAUCCAGUCCUUACGGAGGAGCUUUCGGUGCAGACAAACCAAAUAGCCCAAUGAUGUACCCCCAGCCCUUUAACAACCAAAACCCUAUAGUGCCUUCUAUGGCAAACAACCUGCAGAAGACCACAAUGAACAACUACCUCCCUCCAAACCACAUGAAUAUGAUAAAUCAGCAGCCAAAUAACUUGGGUACAAACUCUUUGAGCAAGCAGCACAACCUACUCAGUUACGGCAACACUAAACCUCUGACCCAUUUUAAUGCCGAGUUAAGUCAGAGGAUGACCCCCCCAAUGGCCAACCCCAAUAAGAACCCCAUGAUGCCGUACAUCCAGCAGCAGCAGCAGCCUCAGCCGCCGCAGCCGUCCCAGCUCCAAGCUCAGAUGGCCCACCUGAGCGAGGAGCAGAAACGCAUGCUCAUCAUGAAGCAGAAAGGAGUGAUGAAUCCGUCGAUGGCCUAUGCAGCCCUUCCAUCCCAUGGCCAGGAGCAGCACCCAGGAGGACUCACCCGGACUGCGGGUGCCCUGCAGGCCUCGGUACCUCCGGGCUCCGGCGGUGUCGUCGCAGGUGCCAGCCCUGGGGGUCCCAGUUUCCUGGCCAGUCAGCCUCAGGCGGCCAUCAUGAAGCAGAUGCUGAUCGAUCAGCGGGUCCAGCUCCACGCGAUGGAGCAGCAGAAGCAGCAGUUCCUCCGGGAGCAAAGGCAGCAGCAACAGCAGCAGAUCCUAGCUGAGCAGCAGCUGCAACAGUCUCAUUUACCUCGGCAGCAUCUCCAGCAGCAACAGCAGCAGCAGCAACAACAGCAGCAGCAGCAACAGCAGCGGAACCCUUACCCAGUGCAGCAGGUCAAUCAGUUUCAAGGUUCACCUCAAGACAUAGCAGCAGUGAGGAGCCAAGCGGCGCUGCAGAGCAUGAGAACCUCCCGAAUGAUGGCCCAGAACGCAAGCAUGAUGGGCCUGGGACCCUCCCAGAAUCCGGGGACGAUGCCCUCAACGGCCACAGCUCAGUCGGAGAUGGGAAUGCCCCCUUACGGCAACACAUCCACCAGCCAACCAGGAAUGUACAAUAUGAGCCCAGGAAUGAGCCAAAUGUUGCAGCACCCAAACCAAAGCGGCAUGAGUAUGGCGCACAAUCAAGGCCAGGGCCCGAGGCAGCCUGCUUCCGGGCAGGGGGUAGGACUGGUGAGUGGUUUUGGGCAGAGCAUGAUGGUCAAUCCUGCCAUUCCCCAACAGCACCAGCAGCUGAAAGGGCCCGUCGCUCAGGCUUUGCCCAGACCCCAAGCCUCCCCAAGACUUCAGAACAUGAUGGGGAAUGUCCCCCAAGGAGCCCAAAGCUGGCCACAGAGAGGCUUACAGGGCAUGCCCGGGAGGACUAGUGGGGAACUGGGGCCGUUCAACAAUGGCACCACUUACCCCAUGUCGGCUGGCCAGCCUCGGCUGACUAAACAACACUUCGCGCAGGGGAUUAGUCAGUCGGUCGUGGACACGACCACCGGCACCGUGCGAGCCCUCAAUCCUGCCAUGGGGCGGCAGAUGAUGCCGUCGCUGCCCGGGCAGCCGGGUCCCAGCCAGACUCGGCCCAUGGUCAUGCCCGGGAUGAGCCAGGGGAUGGCUGGCCUGCCUGGGUUUAGCCAGGCUCCCACCCAGCAACAGAUGCAGAGCGGCUCCUUUGCUGCGAGCGGCCAGGGCCAGACCUAUGACCGGACCCCCACUCAGGACAUGUCCUACAGUUACGGUGGCGGCGAGGGCGCCGGGGGCUCCUUCCCCAGCCUGGCGGAGGGGGCCGACCUCGUGGACUCCAUCAUCAAGGGUGGCCCAGGGGAUGAUUGGAUGCAGGAGCUCGAUGAGUUGUUUGGAAAUCCCUAAGCCGGUUGUGACCCUCAGAGCUGAAACUCCAGGGGCGAAAGUGAAAGAAAAAAAGAAAACGGGAUGUUACCCCAUCCUUGUUUUUUUUUUGUUUUUUUAACCCGCACAAAUUGAGCUGGACGGCAGCCGGCCGAUUGUGAAAGAGCCCCGUGGCCACCGACGACCUCAGUGGGCCGUGGUUCACAAGACUUCCGGGUGGCCAUCUUGAUUCCGCGGUAGACACCCGUGAGGGAUGAGAGAGACAGUCGGAGGGACAGGCUGGGGAAGUGAGCCCUCCCCCUCCCCCGCUUCCCUCCGGGGAGAGCCAGAGGUCUCCGUGAAGUGAGAAGGGGGCUGCCGCCCAACGGCGAGGGGUCCCUGGGCCCUCCCGCCCCAAGACCGGCCGGCCGCCGCUUUCGGGGCCAACGCAAAGACAGAUGCUCAAGCUGGGGAAGGAAACCUACGGAAGCUGCUGGUGUUUGCACAGGCCGGGAGUGUGGAUCAGAAACGUGCUGAACUCCGGGUGGGAACAAAUGCCGGGUUUGAAGACGUACUCCUACUACAGUUGAAGGACGGGGAAGAGGGUCGGUCCGAGCCUUCACGGGUUGGGGGGAGGAUGGGGGCAGGGAAGGGAGGGAGGAGUGAGGAGGGAGCGGGUAUCCCCUCCCCCACCAUCGCAACCGUAGAGACGGCCCUGCCCACCGCCAGAUCAGGAUGGCCGGGCAAGUCAGGGAAGCGUAAAUCAGGCGAUGCUGAGAGAGAGAGGGCCAUUUGAGGAUAAGUCUAUCACUGGUGAUAGUGGUGACAGCCACGGUUUCGGUAGCUGGGUCGGAGUCAAGACCCUCUCACGCUUCCUUUGGGCCCAGCUGAGUGCUGAGCAUCGAGGCAGUUCCUUCAUCUGGGCAGCGUAACGGCCGAAGGAGAGGCGAUAGGGCAGCCACCGGCUUCGCCGGGGAGGUCGCUCGGGGCCCGGUCCACUGCCAGAAACUUGCCCUUGAUUCACACGGCUUUUCCUCACAGACUUUCCCAAAUGAGACUGCUUUCCUUAGCCAAGCUUCGGCUUAGCCAAAAAGGGUGAAUGAAAGCACUAGACUACAUCAGAAGCCAGAAGAGAUGCUGAGGGUUAGAUCGGGGACUCCAUUUCCCCUUCUCUGAAACAAAUAAGAUUUGAGUGAGGACCGUUUACCUGGACGAGAGGCUCAUACUCCUAUUUUGCCAAUGCGUGCGGGUAAUUCUUAUAUCAGUGAACAGAGAAAAGAAUUUAAAAUGGGGGUGAUCCUGGUCUGCUCUGUGAAAAUUGUUAAGGGACCCCUGAAGUCUGAAAGGAUGGUGUUCGCUCAUUAGAGGGAAUCUAAUUAGAGAGAACAAGUGAUUUCCUUUGUCAGCAUCAAUAAAGCAUCAUCCUCUACCAUGACUCUCAAGCCGCUAGUGACACCCAUCCCCUUGGCAGAUAGAAGCCGGUGCCUGAAGGAUUGGGGAGCCAAAGUCAACUGAUAUGUCUUGUUUUGAAAAAGAGGAAAAAGCAACCACACAAUCAUUCAAUCUAUUUAAGCCUAUGCCUGGGAUCCCCUUAAAUCUGCUAUAGCUGAAAAUGUAUCCAAAGGAACCCAUGACCAAUAGAUUUGUCCUCAUUUAUUUCCUGCCCAUAUCUUCAUUUGGAAGGGCAGGGAAAGGGAAUGGGUGUCGGGUAUGUUAGAGAAAGAGAAGGUGUCAAGCAAACGGUCUACCCUGUUUUUCCAUCGACUCCAUGCCCAGACAUUUCUGGUUUACUCCUGUGUAUUCUCUCUUAAUAAUCAAGGCCAAGUUGAGGAUGGCACCCACAGGCGUCCGGGAGAACUGGAGAGGUACCCCACCGCCUUAGUGGAGCAAACCUGCCUGAAGGAUCACUUGGCAUUCCCCAGAGGAAGAGGGAUAAAGUGAGGGUAAGGGGGAGGGGACAUGCUCUUAAAUAGCCGUCCCUCCACCACCUCCCGAAUCCCACUGCCUCACUCUCUCUAAGUGGGGGGUGGGAGGCAAGAAUGAGGCUGUCCAGGCUGGGAUGAGGGAACUGGGUCUCUGCUUCCCUAAAGGUAUGUUUAAGAAAGCUAUACAACCAGAGAAACAAGCAUUAAAAAAAAAAAAGCCAAAAAAAAAAAAGGAAGGACACAGAAUAGACUACAUAUUCACAUCUAUCUGAAAGGUACAGGAACUACAUGUGCAAAUGAUGACAGGAAGCCAGAGGUGGAUAGUGGAGAGUCCAGUGACUCUGGAGAGCUUCCUCCAAAUACUCUGUACUGGGACCAACUAAUAGGGAGAUAGAUUUUAAUAGGGUUGUUUUGUUUUUUUUACUACGGUGCUGAUGUAUAUGUAAUGUCUAAAAAAAAAAGUUAUUUGUAAAUAUGUUUUUACAAUACUGCAGAUAUCACUGGGUCUACUACCUGUAAAAUAUAUACAUAUAAAUAUAUAUAUACUGUUGUUUAAAAUAGAGUAUUUUUAUUUCAUUCCUUAACUCAUCAUCACUGCAAUGGUAUUGCACUUCAGACAAUGUCUAAUUACUAAUUUGUACUGUAUUACCUGAUGGCAACUUGCUCCAUUUUAUUCAGAUUUUUCUAGUUUUCUCUUUUUACUUUGUACAUUGAGCAUUGCUUAUUUCCUUUAAAGAACUGUACAGAACUAUGAAAUGUAGAAAUGAAGUGAUGUUGACAUACCACUUUUAAAGAAAAAAAAAACAAAUAAAACAUUGUUACCUGAAUCAA